Molecule: messenger RNA, 876 nt
Organism: Thlaspi arvense
Lineage: Eukaryota; Viridiplantae; Streptophyta; Magnoliopsida; Brassicales; Brassicaceae
Source: the annotation of a GenBank genome assembly
AUGGAGACGGAGGUCGAUAAAGCGAUUCUUAAGUCUUCCGGGGCGGAGCUUCUUCCCGACGGACGUCGAGGUCUGCGCAUCCAUGGCUGGGAGAUCGAAACCCUCCGUGGCACGAUUCUCACUUCUCUCGCUGUCCAGGAGUGGGAAGAAAAGCUUCAGACAUCUCACUUACCUGAAAUGGUGUUUGGGGAGAAUGCAUUAGUCCUGAAACACUUGAGUAGCCACACUAAGAUUCAUUUCAAUGCAUUUGACGCACUAACGGGCUGGAAGCAAGAAGGGCUUCCACCUGUAGAAGUUCCUGCUGCUGCACAAUGGAAGUUCAGGAGCAAGCCGUCCCAGCAGGUGAUACUGGAUUAUGAUUACACUUUUACAACGCCCUACUGUGGAAGUGAAGUCGUUGAGAAAGACCAAAAAGAGGUUGAGGAAAAAGCGAAUCCUGAUGGGGAAGCUAGUCUUCUUCAGUGGGAGAACUGUGAAGAGCAGAUUGAUUUGGCUGCUCUCUCACUUAAAGAACCUAUUCUGUUCUAUGAUGAGGUAGUUUUGUAUGAAGAUGAACUGGCUGACAAUGGAGUGUCACUUCUGACUGUGAAAGUGAGAGUCAUGCCAAGCUCAUGGUUCCUCCUCUUACGAUUUUGGCUUAGAGUUGAUGGUGUGCUUAUGAGAUUGAGAGAGACGAGAAUGCAUUAUGUGUUUGGCAAAGGUGAGACACCCACUGUUCUUCGUGAAAGCUGUUGGAGGGAAGCAACAUUUCAGUCUCUAUCUGCGAAAGGGUAUCCAGUUGAUUUAGCAGUCUAUAGCGACCCGAGCUCCAUCAGUCAGAGGCUUCCGGUGGUUAAGCAGGUGACACAGAAACUGAAGAUGCCUCGCAAACUGUAA